This is a messenger RNA of Moesziomyces aphidis, 1155 nucleotides long. The record is from the annotation of a GenBank genome assembly. Lineage: Eukaryota; Fungi; Basidiomycota; Ustilaginomycetes; Ustilaginales; Ustilaginaceae.
AUGGCUGUCAAUCCGGAUGCACUGGCGGCAGUGAGGCGGCUUUUGUCUGCCCGCUAUCCGACGCUCGAGGUUGAUCCUGGAUGGCUCGACCGAUGCAUCGCAGACGUGUGCCAAGGUGACGCAGCUGUGCGUUGCGGAUCGAACGAUCAGCUUGCACGCUCGGUGCGCCAACGGCUGCUGGAGACCGACCUGGCGCAAGUGGUCGUGCCGUCAUACAGCCGCAUCGCGCCCGAGAAGCUUCAAGCGGCGAAUGGAAAGGUGGGCGAUGGUGGCAGAGGAGCGGUGCUCGUGCAGAUCGAGAGCAUGAUCGACAUUGGCUGUUCCGCCGCCUCGCAGCUCGAGAUCGCCGAGGCACGCGUCGAGGCGCGGCGUUCCAACAAGGAUCCCAACGAGGCCUACGCUGGCCUCAAGCCUGCCGCGUCUGCGUCUUCAUCUUCGUCGGGGGCGGACGCCAUGGCUGCGUUUGAUGCGCAGGAGGAGGGCAAAUCGCAGUGCAACACGAUCUACCCGCGACGCAUGCUCAAACUCGAGCUCUCGGACGGCGGCAGCAGCGCCAACGUGUGGGCGAUCGAGCUGGAACGCAUCGGUGGCCUGGACAUGAACACGACCAAGAUGGGCAGCAAGCUGCUGCUGAAGGGCGCGCAGGUCAACAAGGGCUAUCUGCUCCUCACUCCUGCGACGGUGAGCGUGGAGGGUGGCGGCGUAUCGGCAAAGCAGGCCGUGGCCGAGGAAAAGCUGAUUGCGAAGCUUCGAGCACAGUUGGGUCCGCCUCGCAGAAAGCGCGGCAUGCCGAGCAAGCCCCAAGCAAGCUCGAAUCAUGCGCACGACGGCAAUGGCUCGAAUCACACGACUACGGCAGCGCAAGAUCGCUUCAGCCCGGACGAGGACGAGAGCAUGCUGCUUGCCGCGCUGGAGGCCGAAGCCGAAGCCGAAGCCGGAGUCGACGAGGCGGCUGCGGCUCAAUUAGCGGAGCGAGACGCGAGCCUGCCACACGAGACAAAGCCGGAGAGCGGUGGCCCGGCGAACGGCGGCGCACAACGUGGUGGGAGGCAGCCGGCGCCCAUCGUAAUGGUCGACAGCGACGACGACGACGAUGCCUACACAAGUGCCAGGUGGCAGGAAACCAUCCUUAUCGAGUCGUCUCCCGAGCCAUAG